CAAACCACCCCACCAGCCAUUCAUCGGCUAUUUUGUUACGCCCAUCUACCACAAUGGCGUCCAGGACAGCAACGGAGUCGACGACUAUUCAGGACGUUAUACAGAUCUUUGAGGGUUAUAACGUAUAUGAUAGCUUGCACACGGUUUUAGACAACGAAGACUCUUUCAACAGUAUCUGCGAAAUAUUGCGUGCUAUAUUUCGCUGCGCACCAAGGAAACAUAGAAUACUGGAGAUUGCUGCCGAAGAGGGUAUAUCCCCAAAGUCACUUUCAACUUCAGAACAAUCCACCACUUCAGAAGCCUUUCCAUUGCUAGGGCAAGAGUUACCUUUAACUCUAGAGCAUACUACAUCUUCAAAUACCUCUCCAUCAGAGCAGAGUGUACCACAAGAGCGCACUGAAACAUCAGAACAUGACCAAACUUCAGAAACCUCAGAGAAGAGUGUAGCGCAAGAGUCACCCUCAACUCCAGAGCAUACUACAACUUCAAAUACAUCUCCAUCAGAGCAGAGUGUAACACAAGAGCGCGCUGAAACACUAGAACACGACCAAGCUUUCCAAGUUUUCCAGACGUCUCUAUCACCAGCACAAAGUGUAACACAAGAGCGCACUGAAACACCAGAACACGACCAAACUUUCCAAGUUUUCCAGACGUCUCUAUCACCAGCACAAAGUGUAACACAAGAGCGCACUGAAACACCAGAAUCAACCUCAAUUUCAGACGAUGCUUUGAACGCAAAGCAGCUUUCACUCCCAGAAGAUGCCUCUACUCCAAAGUCUUUUAUACCAAACUCAAAGCCAAUAGUAGAUAUUGACUUGGCCCCGGACAGUGCUAUAGAGCUCUCAGAUGCACUCCCACCACCAUACAGUUCCCUGGCUAUAAGUUCCGCCACGAUUGAACAAUCGGAUAGUGGCAUUGAGCUUUCAGAUCAUGUAUCUGAUGAGGACCUUGCACUACCAAAUAGUCCCCGGAUUGACAUAUCUACCACCACUGAAGAACACCAGGCAAUCAUCGGAGAUCAGACAACAAUCCCAGAAAUUCCUUAUGCAGAUCGGGCUAGUACUAAGGAAAUGUCUAGUUUGUUUCGUUCAUGGAUUGAAAACCCACAAGAAGCCUUUUGGGAGAUAGAAAACACUCUGGGGCUUAAAGAAGAAGGAGACACCGGUGCAAAGCUCAAAUUCUUUAUUCAGAAUGCUAUAACCAAAAGGACUGCGGUCAAUAUUCAGAAACUUCAGUAUAGAUUUACCUCUAUAUUGGUGUACCAGAGUUUCCAGAAGAUCAUGAAUGCUCAACGUAUUACUCCUGCACUUACUCGACAGUUUCUCGAACGCAUCGAUAUAUCACUGGAGUCUGAAUCAGAUUGUACGCUGCUCCUUCAAGGUGGAAAAAAUCGCAUAGAGUUCAACCGGAACAUCGCUCCUCAUAAAACUGAGAUUGACCAUGGCCCGCAAUGUAUUCCUGAACUUGAGGACAAUCUAUGGGAUUACGCCAAAGAUGCACAUUCACGUACGCGAGCGAAAGUUCGAAACGUUAUUGCCGAACUCCAAUCACAAAAUAUUACCUCAUGGUCGGAGAGAUCUAGAGCUCACUUAGCAGCUAAAAGAAUACUUCACCAUGGCCAGAAAUUCUUAGGUCUUAUAGAUGUCCAAACUAUAAACACCGAGACCAAAAGAACACUCGAUAUUAUAGAUCAGACAUCAUCAUCAAACGCAUACAAACGUAUACACGCAAAUCCAACUACUCCUCGGCCAGGUUUUCAAGCUGUUUCACCAAAUAUACAUCGUAAUGGAAAUAUAUUUCCGCCAGCCAUCCAGAAUAGCUCCCUGAGUAUACGUUCCAAUCAAACUUUCUCUUCCCCAGAGUUCCAAAAUGGAUCAACCAAUAUACAAGCAGAUUCCUCAACCUUUGCGCAAAGGCGAGAUAGUUCAGCGCAAUCUGCAUACGAGGCGACUAACAGUGGUGCAACAAUUCCAACGGUUAGCGGCGACACGAAUAAUUUAUCUAACACUGAAGUUGCGCCUUAUCAAGGGUACACUCCGAAUAAUGAUCCCUCUGCUCCUAUUCAUGGCACUGAAAACUCCAUACGACAAGAUGAAGAUUCGGCCAGAAACACCAAUGGCUACGGCGACGAGCAUCUGGCAAACUGGGAGGUCCCAGCGGUAGAUGCAUUAUCAAGCGCGACAGCCUAUGACCAUACGUGGUAUAACGGGUAUAAUGCGCUGUUAUGUGAUCCUGAGUGGUAUUUUAAUCCUCAAGGUUUUUUUAGCACGAGGAUGUAAGUAUGUGAUAAUUAAUGCGAUAAACUUGAGCUUCUGAGUAGUUAAGUUACAUCUACCUAAUCACGUAUAUAUAUAACAAUCUUUGGCUGCCUCUUAAUGUGAGGCUGCCGUGGCUUAUGUAAUGUAAUCAUACCCACUUGACAUAAGAUAGGUCAGGUGAUUUACAUCAGGCAGCUAGCUAGUCGCCUCAUCUUGAAAGAAUGAAUAAAUACAGCCCACAAUGCCCAUUCUGCAAUAUUCACUUGCUAUAUCAUUUAAAG
Messenger RNA from Trichoderma asperellum CBS 433.97, 2539 nucleotides. NCBI's taxonomy places the organism in Eukaryota, Fungi, Ascomycota, Sordariomycetes, Hypocreales, Hypocreaceae. The record is from RefSeq and is a predicted model, not a curated record.